Messenger RNA from Aedes aegypti (yellow fever mosquito), 2209 nucleotides. Its product is annotated as beta-1,3-glucan-binding protein 2. The coding region runs from base 36 to 1652 and encodes 538 amino acids. Gene Ontology annotation, molecular function: hydrolase activity, hydrolyzing O-glycosyl compounds; carbohydrate binding. NCBI's taxonomy places the organism in Eukaryota, Metazoa, Arthropoda, Insecta, Diptera, Culicidae. The record is from RefSeq and is a predicted model, not a curated record. The transcript is spliced from 2 exons. Gene Ontology annotation, biological process: carbohydrate metabolic process.
AAUUCAGUAUUAAGCGAACCUCACAAGUAGUGAAGAUGGAACCGUUUGUCUGUCUCCAGUCCCUAAUCGCACUUCUCGGGAUCUUAGUAAUUUCAGUAGAAAUGACGCCACGAAGAAAUCCUCGAUAUCGUCCUCCGAAGCCACGGUUCGAAGUUUACAACCCUAAAGGUCUGAUCGCGUCGAUUCCCGCCGAACCGGGCAUUACUCUGUUCACGUUUCACGGCAAGUUGAACAAACGUUUCGAAGAUGAGUACGAAAUUGGUCGGUGGGCCAAAUCCGUUUCCCAACCGCGUAACGGUCGAUUCACGUUCGUCGAUCGAAAAGCGGAACUACAACCCGGGGAUGUUAUCUACUACAAAACGGUGAUUACGCACAACGGCGUGACGUACCGUGGGAACUACGGAGUCUAUGAGGUCACACGUUUCACAGGAAACACUCCAGGCAGUGAUGGUGGUGGCCGGAAAACUACAACUACUAGCACAUUGCCACCGUUUGUGUAUAAGAAUAAUGAACGACGGACAAAAGGAGUCGAUCAGGACACGUACGUUCCUAUGGGUCCUUUCGACUACGAGUCCAAGGAACUCGCUUCGCCUCCGUUGAUUAGGACUAGAACGAUUUCAACGCAAACCAGUGCAGAAGAUUUGGACUACAAAGAAUGUGAUAGGGCGCGAACUCAAGUAAAUGGUAGAAAAGUUUGCAGUGGAAAGCUGAUAUUCGAAGAAACAUUUGAUUCCAAAGAGCUCAACGGGCAAAAGUGGCGAAUCGAGAACCGCUUCGCAUCCGAUCCCGAUAACGAGUUUGUGGUUUAUGCCGAUUUCAAGGAAAACAUUCAAAUACGUAACGGGAAACUAAACAUCCGGCCAUCGCUGUUCGAAAGCAAAUUUGGUCCAGGAUCGACCAACACCAAGUUUAUGUUUGCAGCGGAGUGUACGGGGCUGUUGAAUUCUCGCGAUUGCAUCCGAGAUCGGAAGAUAGAUUUCGAUAUGAUUCCUCCGGUGCUGUCCGCGCAAAUCUCCACGUUCAACUCGUUCAAGUUUCUUUAUGGAAAGAUAUUGAUUCGCGCUAAGCUCCCACGAGGCGAUUGGAUUUUUCCACAACUGUAUCUCAAACCUAGCAAUGAAUUUUAUGGUCGUGACGAAUAUGCUUCGGGUCUAAUGCGCGUAGCCUACGCUCCUGGAGGUCCAAAAUUGCGAAACCAGUUAUCCGGAGGAUUGAUACUGAACCAUGCCGAACCCCUCCGAUGCUCCAAGAUGUGCACUCUAACCAGACCCAGAAACUGGAACGAUGACUUCCACGUGUUCGGGCUCACGUGGAGCCCGGAAGGAGUGUACAUGGAAGUGGACGAUGAAGUGUACUGUCAUAUUGACCCGGAAGAAGGCUUCUACAACGAGGUGAAAGCGACGAAACCGCAAUUUGCAAACCUUUGGAGAUUGAGCGGUAAUCGAAUGGCUCCGUUCGAUAAGGAGUUCUUCAUUAGUUUGGGCGUCGGUGUGGGUGGUCACUACGACUUCCACCUAUUUCAGGACAAACCGUGGAAGGAUUUGUCCGUCAAGGCGAUGCACACGUUCUGGAGCGCGCGGGGGAAUUGGUAUUCUACGUGGAACAGUAAUAGUACUUUGCAAGUUGAUUACGUUAAAGUGUUUGCGAUAUAAUAAUUUAAAUUAUCAUUUCCAUGUCUGUAUGUGGGAUACUCUAAUCGGCCGACAAUUAAUUUGUGAAUCGGUGUAUUCUACUAUAUUAAAAUUCAAUAAAAAAUGAGCUUUAACUAUAUUAUAUAUUUGCAUUAGCAAAUUUAUUACAACUUGUAUCAAAAGUAAAAUAUGUUUUUGUACAAAGCCAUCAAAAUUUAGAUAUAAUUAUUUACAUGUCAUAGUUUUUGGUCCAAACGUUAUAAGUUCAUUGAGGACCCCCGGAUCGAAGUACCUCAACAAACAAUGUAAAAAAUAGAAGGAAGAGCAAUAAGAAAAUACAGAUAGAAACAGCAAAAUCACUUUUUGGUUCCCAUCAAUUUCAAUGUUAGACAUUAACCAUGCAUAUUUGUUGUUUCAAACUGUGUUUUUACUUUUUACGGCAAAUUAUUAAUUUACAACGAAUGUUCCUUCAUAACAACCUGUGUUAAUCUUCUACAUCAUAUUUCAUAAAAUUCAAUUUUUGUCAAUUACUCAUUAUACGGUUCCAUUAAAACACAUGACUAGUUUCAGAUCACAUA